UCUUCGUGAAUGCUGCAUGAUUUGCACUUGUGUGCACGAAGACGGCAGAACUGGUAGGAAGAGUGCACGAGGAAGUGCGUCCGUUCGAGGAUUGUUCCAAAGAAAUGGGAGAGAUAACAAAAGCGAAAAGAAAGAUGAACUCACAAGUUGACACGAGAUCAGUACUGGAAACAGCCAAUGAGAGGGCUUCGACAAGGAGAGCGUUGUUAACUGUUGGAUUGAUCUUUAUAGUCUCACUGACUGCAUUGUUUUAUGUAUAUAUGAGCUUCCCAAAAUUAGAAGAAGAUGAGAAACAACAUAUGAAGUUGCCACUUUAUAUAGAGGAUGCUAAAAAUCUUGGCAAGUUAUUAGGACGAUACAAGGAUCUCUAUUACUUCCAAGUUUUAGCUGGAGUAUUCAUCACAUACAUCUUCCUGCAAACGUUCGCCAUUCCCGGCUCCAUCUUUCUCUCGAUACUGUCGGGAUUCCUGUUCCGCUUCCCGGUUGCGCUUCUGCUCGUGUGCACAUGCAGCGCGAUCGGCGCCACCCUAUGCUACCUGCUGUCCUCGUUGUUGGGCAGGCGACUGUUGUACCGAUACUUCCCAGAGAAGGCGAACGAGUGGACGGUGAUAGUGAGCAAACAUCGCGACAAUCUGCUGAACUACAUGCUGUUCCUCAGGAUGACGCCGUUGCUGCCGAACUGGUUCAUCAAUCUGGCCAGUCCGGUGAUCGGCGUGCCGAUCACGCCCUUCAUCGUUGGUACUUUCUUCGGGGUCGCGCCGCCCUCCUUCGUAGCCAUACAAGCCGGACAGACGCUGCAUAAGCUGACAUCAUCCAGCGACGCGUGGUCGUGGAACAGUAUUAUCAUGCUGUGCGCAUUCGCGCUGCUCUCGCUGGUGCCUGUGUUGUACAAGCAGAAGCUCAAACAGAAGUUCGAGUAAGCGCGAAUCGGACGCCCCCGAUGGUGCGAUAAGACUCGAGCGUGACAUUCCGAUAUCUCACACAAGCGGAGGAGACCUUUCCUCGACAAUCGCACGCCGUCAUGGAGGAGCGAAAUACUCUGUCCAUUGAAGUCUUAGGGGAAGUUUAUGGGAUCCGUGCGAGUAAUGCAAAUAACCGGGCAGGCAUGAGAAGCGCGAAUUCGCUCCUCCGCCCUGAUUAUUAUUUGCAUCUGCACGCACGAAUCGCACGUACGGGUAGGGUAGUAGUGAAUUUCCACAAGCACAAUUUACGCAUAACUUAUUUAUUAUAUUAUCGUUGUUCAUUUCUACGUGUAUUUUACUUAGAUCACGAGUAUCGUUUAGGAAGAAAUUUAUUUAAAUUGUGAUAAAGAUUGCGAAGGAGACGGCUCGUGAGAAGCCGCAGCUCACUUUAUCGCGCGCCUAUGAAUUUGUGAAUUUAAACACGCCUAUAUUUUAGACAAUAUCACCGCCGAAAAGUGAUCUCAGGUAAUUCCUUUGGUAGGCCGCUAAAAUUCACUUCGAUUCAUGCGUUACCGCAAGAGAAGAUAUUACACU
Messenger RNA from Dinoponera quadriceps, 1496 nucleotides. It is a transcript of the gene stas, whose product is annotated as transmembrane protein 41 homolog. Gene Ontology annotation, cellular component: endoplasmic reticulum membrane. The record is from RefSeq and is a predicted model, not a curated record. The transcript is spliced from 4 exons. Bases 105 to 920 code for a protein of 271 amino acids. Lineage: Eukaryota; Metazoa; Arthropoda; Insecta; Hymenoptera; Formicidae.